AUGAAAACUGCACCGGGGGAAACAACACUGAAGUUUCUGGUCGGGGCGUCGCUGUUUUAUGAAGAGAAAUGCCCGGAGCUGUCACGGUUUCUCAUGUGAGAAAAUUUCUUCUUCUUGAAGUCAUUCACCACCUGACUCCUUACUUUCUGUCGUUUAUUGUUGUAGUAAUUGUAGCAAGUGGCCGCUAGGUGGAGCAGCUCGACCGGCGUUAUGGUUGACUCCCUGAUACGAUGACAUCAUGAUAACGGUUUAAGGAAUGAAGCGAAAUUUUCAGCUUUACAAACUUUAAUUUCCAUAUUUUGGGAGGAUAUUUGAAAUAGUCUGCUAGGAAAGAAAAGAUAUUCAUUGUUUUUGGGAUGAUUUCUCUGUAUGGCUCUCUAUGGCUUCUUGGGUGAGAUUAUAAUGUGGUGCCUACAAUUUUAGCAAGGGUGCAAAUGUUAUUUACAACGAUUACAUAUCAACCCCACAACCAGGAUAUAUUUGAGUGUAUCUAACCUUGAAAGUGCUUUUAUUGUCAAGCAUGAAUGUCAUUGUAGUUUCGAUGGAUUGAAAAAAACACCAGCUGCUAUUUUUAUUGCUAGAAAGGCCGAUUGAAGUUGCGUUAUCUGACAGUUGUUCCGAUUUGAGGUGCUGUAAAAGGCAUGCCAGAUGCAGCUCAAACACUGCUGUCAUUCAGUCUUGAGUGUUUUUAAAAUGAAGUUGUUAAAGCACCAACCCACAGACAUGAAAACAAGAGCUUCACAAAGAAAAAAAGUAUUGAAAGUGAGAAAAAUUCUUUCAAACCGCUCAGUAGAUGUGGAAGUCUGUGAGCCCUAUCUACUCUUGUGUCCUUUGCAUUGUUGUUGAAAAGACCCAAACACUGGUUGUGGUCUCUCAUAACAGAUAAUGUCUUUGUCUAAUGGGCCACCUGGAGCCAGGUCUGAUUAUUAUUUCUAUUAGACUGACGCACACUGAGCAUUAAUCCCUGUUUCUAAUUUUUGUUAUCAUUUACAGCUCACUGCUCAAGUUUUUGAGCCUUUGCCAGAAUAGAAAUCUGUUCCCUCUUUAUCUGAUGAUGUGUCCCACUCCGUGGUGAUUGCUUUAUUGUGUCGAAAAUGAAAGCCAAAAGUAAUUUCAGGUGAAAUCCUCUAAAGCCCUCUUUGUGUGUGUGUGUGUGUGUGUGUGUGUGUGUGUGUGUGUGUGUGUGUGUGUGUGUGUGUGUGUGUGUGUGUGUCUCAUCAAGGAUUACAGGUGCACUCUUUUUCUGUGUGCCCUGGUUUUCUUUAUCAUGGUGGGUAUUUUGGGUGUUAGGCCUGCAUGAAAUUAUGGAGUGAAAAGGUGCAAACACAUUUUUGUGUGCUAUGAUGAAGAUACAAUAUGUGUUGAAUAAUUGAGAAUAAAUAGCUAUUUCUGUAUUUUUGAAGCACGUUUUUUUUUUAGUUUAAUGUGAAAUUGACGGUAGAGCUGACAGGCCUGCAAAGCCACAGCUUUCUUACAGACUGGAUCAAGUUGGUUCAAGUGUGGCUCUACUGAGAAAUUCUCAGCACUCAACUUUUCAAUCAGAAAACCUGUUUGUUUUUUUUCUUUAGCUGUAAAUGCAACAUAGACAUGCGCCUGCAUAGGCAUGCAGUACACAAACACACUUGCAUCAAACACAAAGAUGCAAGACGUCUUAACAAACUGGUGAAAAAGGCUGGCUCUGUGGUAGGACUCAAGCUUGACUCAGUGGAGGAUGUGGUGGAGAGAUCUACACUGAGGAAGGUGGAGACUAUUCUCAAGAGCAUCACCCACUUCACAACACCUUGAUGGACCAAAGGGCCAAUGGUGGUGGACGGCUCCUCUCUCUUCGCUGCAGGACAGAAAGAUUCAGAAGAUCUUUUGCACCAACAGCCAUUACACUUUAUAACUCUUGUGUAAAUAGUAGAUAACUGUUAGAGACACAUUUUGUGCGACAACAGACAAUUCAAUUUCCCUUCGGGGAUUAAUAAAGUUAUUCUUAUUCUUACUUAAACCAAAAUGAGUGCUUGGAUUGAGGUCUCUCAAAAUUAGCUACAUCAUGUUGCAGACUUGACUCUGUCUGCAGAAAACUGUAGCCUGCUGUUUCUACGAGCAACUUCCCAUUAAAGGGGGAAAACUGACUAGGAUCCAUUGUGGCAAGUGCACAUACUAGUGACAUGUAACUCAAACAAUCCCACAUCAAAAUACUGAAAUAUCCCUGUUGGAGCCUAAUAUGAAACAAUGACCCAAAAUGUAAUAAAAAAUAAUGUAAUAAAGCCUGGAAUGUGAUCAUUGGUCAAUAAUGUAACAAAAGUGUUGUUGAGCCCAAAAUGUAAUAAAAUUAAUCUAAUAAAACCCAAAAUCUAAUAACUGACCCAAAAUGUAAGUUGCUACAUUUAGGGGAAAAAGUUAUGGCGUUUUGGGCACAGUAUCUUUUUACAUUAUCGACCAUUAAUUACAUUUCGGGUCAUUGCUACAUAUGGGGCUCUAACAGCCCCUUUAAAUUGUGCAUAUUUGGUAUAACCUUGAUGCAUUUGAUUUGCCUGAAUCCAGGACACUUGGUCAAAUACAAAGCAGAGGGGCUCUUGUUUACUCUUUGUUCUUUUUUCAUCCAUUGUACUAGCUGGCCUCUUAGUGAAACUGACACCGAUCAAAGCUAAAGGUUAACAGCUGCUACAUCUGUUCAGCCACGGGUGUGUGUGUGUGUGUGUGUGUGUGUGUGUGUGUGUGUGUGUGUGUGUGUGUGUGUGUGUGUGUGUGUGUGUGUGUGUGUGUGUGUGUGUGUGUGUGUGUGUGUGUGUGAGUGUGGACUCUUGUUGCCAGUGUUGAAGUUGGGUUCCAGCCAUGUUCCUGUAUCCUCGGGCUUGUUUUCACUCCGACCUGAGCCAGGAAAGUUGUGGGCGAAACCAUGAAUGGAAACAAAAACCAAAGUUAUAAGAGGGAAACCCAAAGUCAAGAUGGUUAUAUGGGAGCAUGUGAGCCCAGUGCUGCUUUAAAACAUCGAUCUGUUCUCCAGAUUCCCUUCCUAUGAUGACUUGUGGUUAAAGAAAAGGAGUUGACCACAUUUCACUUUGGCCAGCUUGGAACAUACAAACCAGAAUGUUAUGAGACCUGGUGGGUUUCAUGCCAAAGUGAGUGUCCAAGAGGACUGCUGCAUUUGAUCAUUUGGUCUGCAGCUGGAGUGUAAAUAUAGAAGGAAACUGCUGCUAAAGACAAACAGAAGCCUUGGAUGCUCAGUUGAUUGGUAAACUGAGAAGGAGUCUUCUUUUUUGUUGCCUGUAUCCACUUGAAAAGCCACCCUAUGUGGUUAGUGAUGAUGUUUUUUAUUCCUAAUCAACCACAACUGUCCGUUUUCUUCUGGGGCUUUCCAGUGCCAUCCUCUUCACUUUUUGGUUUUGGCUGUGUGUCACUGAGCGUGUGGUUUGUGGAUGUGUGUCAGUACUCAUACACAGGACUGCACAUAUUCGUUAGGGAUUGUGUUUCUGCCUUCUGCGGCUGUCUGCACCUUCUGUCAAGCUGAUGAUGACUGGAGCGUGAGUGUGUAUGUUUGCCUCCAGGUUACAAUUAGGUUGAAGUAUCAUUGUCAUUUCUGGCUCCGGUAAAACUGCGGCGAUGACUUUCGGUAAAAGCUUUUAUAAAACUGUCGGACUUCUAUUUUCUGUGUGUGUGCAUGUGUUAGUGUUUGUGUUGUGUAGGAUGGUAUCAGGGAACAUGACAGCCUGUUUCAUGUUCAUGUCUCUGUCCUGGUAUGUGCAAUGACGUCACUAUAUUGUGGCUCAUGUGUCCGCCGGAGUGGAGAUGUUUUCCAGUAAGAUCAUCAUCAUAGUUGUGUGUCUGGUAACUGGAGCCUCACUGAGAGGUCUGAUAACCCAAGUACACAGCAAAAUAAAGCUGCAUCAACUUGGACUGAAACCACUAUCCUCGAGUUUGAUGGUCGGCCACUCACUGACUGCUGUCUCCUCACUCACCUGCUUUAUCUCAGUCCUGAAUGGGCCAAAGCUCCAGCUCUUUGCAGCCCUGAGACUGAUACCAGACUGUGUAUGCUCAUUCAAACAUGCACUCACUCCUGUAUACACACAAACAGACACUCCUGCACAAUAAAACCACUGCUGCAGGAAAAAGGUGGAUCAGUGUUUGCAGUCUAGCUUUCUUCAAUGAUACAGGAUGUAAGCUAAUUUAUGAUCCUCUCCAAUGCUGCAGGCAUGUCCAGAGAUUUCAGUUACUGACGACUUUAUGUCAAGGGGCUAAAUGUGUAAAUGAACAUAAUGUUUCUUUUCAGUUGAAAUAAGAAGUCAGUGAUUGUUCAUGCUGUGCGUGGAACAUUCCAACAAGCCAUAUGCAGACAUAACUCAUAUAGUGAUUUGUGUGUUUUUUGGCACAAGCCCUCUGCGCCCUCCACUUUUACUGUGCACUCAAAUUUAUCUAGAAAGAGCCUUGUGUGUAUUGACCUACUGCAGUUCAUAGGUGCCACAUGUGUGAAUACAAACAGGCUCUUAAAGGGAUGUUCCGGCGUGAAUUAAAGUUAUGGUCAAACACACUGUAACACCGAGUUAGACACUCCCUUGAGAGAUGAAUGUUGCUGACUGCUUGCCUCUCUAGUUAUACCAGCUUUAGUAAUGACCGCACGAUAGCAAUACAUGUCUUCACGUGCAAACCUCAACCAAAAAGCCACCUAACUUCAUCAACAGUACAUAUAGGGUCCUGACAAGUUGGUUACCAAGUGCAGCAGAGUGCAGGGAUUAUGUGAAAUGCUGCGACUACUGCGUCUGCAGAGCACAUACAAGAUACACAAGAACUCUGAUUGCAAUAUCCAUGAAGUAAUAAUCAAAAAUGUUCUUCCUUGAGCUGUGAAACUCCGCUGCACUCGUCAAUCGACUUGCCAGGGCUCCCCCACAAACAAGCAGCUGCUGGAGGAAAGUGGGUGAGUUGUGUUUGGUCUCUUUGCUUAAGAAACCAGGCAAAGCUAAAAAGAUGAUUGAUGGCUUGUACUAUGGCUGGGACCCUAUAUGUACUGCUGAUGAAGUUAGUUGCUGAGAAGGAAGCAGGCGGCAACAUUCAUCUCUCGAGGGGGUGACUAACUCUGAGUUACGGUGUGUUUGACCCUAACCUAAAUCUACGCUGGAAUAUCCCUUUAAGCCUCAUCUCUGGGGAAACACCAACAGUGCCUGUAUCUGCUUUAUUACAGGAUUUUCAGUGUUUGUUUUGUGUAAUUCUGUCCCCAUGAAACAUCAUUUUGACUCUGCUUUUGUGAAUCCCCAAAUUUUAACACUAAACUCUGUUACUAUAGUGACAUGUUUGGACUUGAUCCACUGUGAAGUGGGAGAAGAAGAGGAGAAAUAAAUGAAAGGAGAAAAUGAGAUGAGGGUCUGCCAAUGCAAAUGAGAAUCACACAGCUUGGCUGGAGUUCUGAACCGGAGAGUGAAAGGUCACUGUUGGUGUUAAUAAGAAGGAAACUCAAAGUGCCGUUUUUUUGAAUGCUUAUGUGGUACUGAUGGAACGAUGAGAAAGGUCAUCUUUAUGGGUUUUAAUGAUGCAGCACUGAGGGUAAAUGCUUCUGGACUGAGGACAUUUUUGGAUGUUAUUUUGUUGCAUCAGCUGCCGCUGUCUGACUGUGUUUUCUUCAUGUAGUGGAAUUAAAGGACAUCCCCUCCAACUCUUGAAGUACACACUUGUAGAGAUGUGGCAGGGCAGCUUCAGAAGAAUCCUUCAUGCCUGAGCUCGAUUGUUUUAACGAUGUUGAUAAACCAAGGCUUUUCCAUGGUUUUUUGUUCCAUUAUAUCUUUAGCAGUAUGCGCUGCAGCUGCUUUCUACUGUGUCCCUCACUUGUCAUACACGAUUCAAUGAGAAAAGGAGUCCGCUAACAUUUGCUGCACUUUAGAGGGUGUUUGUUGGUUGUAGUGGCCCUCUUUAUCUCACAGACACACUCUCUGACUUGAAUGCAUGCCUCUGUUAAAGAUGCUGAAUUGAAUUGGUCUUGCUGUUGCCUGCUCUUGCAACAGCCUUUGAACAAACUUUGCAGCGGACUGUAAUUUGUUUGAGGUCUGCAAAACUAUAUCAGUUCCAAACAACGUACAAGACUGCACCUAUUUGGGAACACACUCUUCAUUAACCCUGGCAGCCAUGAUAUUGUUGUGUGUGUGUCUCUGUAGGACCAAAAAUGGGGAAGAGUAUGAGGUAUAAAAGUUUAAGGAGACUUAAAUUUAAGGGAAAAUUGAGUUGUUGAGUUUCAAAAAUCGUCCUUGGCCAAUCAUGUGAUCAAAUAAAUCACCACCUAGCCCUACACCUUAAAACAAACCACAACUUUUAACCUCAUUAUGGCACUUGAUAAGCUCAGGGAUUAUCAUCUGGGUGCCCUGAAUGCCUGUACAAAAGUUUAUAUGAGUUUGUUUUACUGGAUAAAUGAAAACCUUGAACUGCCAGUAGCACUAAAGGGAAAAUCAGGGCAUUCCCAAAGUCACUAUGCGUCACGCUAAUGGGGCAGUAAAUGCGUGCAUGGGAUUUCCUGGCAAUCUUUCCAAUGGCUGGAACAAAGUAGUGCACCCAUCAACUGACACAUCAGCCUUGAGGCACUCCCUCGUCGUGUUACUUAAUGAUUUUAAAAGAAGUUUCCAUGUGUUUUUCCUCAAUCAGUUAUCGAUGAGUAGCUUCAGCUCUGAAGCCUGGCCCAUUAGUGCUUUGACCAAAUUGAAUCCUGUCAUUCAGCUUCUGCUAGUGGUUAAAAACCUCCUGUUGUUGUCUAAAUUAGUCACAGCCUUAUACUCAACCACAAUAUAAAUACAACGUCACUGGUCUCCUUCUCUCUCGUCUUACAGCCCCUCUCAGCAGGAGGCGGCAGACGCCUCAACCCGUACAUGUGAGAUGUAGACUAGGAGGCACCUGCCCGGCUCUCUCCCAGUCACACCCAGCUGAUAAAUGGUCCCUGCCAGUGUGUGCUCUAGGAGAUAGAGUAUCCAAGUGUUCACUGUUUGACACUGACCAUAUCAACUUACCAGAGACCAGUCAUUGUGUGUAAAAGUCUAGGGUACAUGAAGAUGUUUGAUACUGUUUCCAUGGUGUUGUUGACUGUGCUUUCAUUUUGUACACUUUGCGUCAGCCAGCACUUCUGUCUGUAAUUACAUCAUAACAUUACAGCCCGAACAUUUUCCCCCUCGCUCUGUUGCAUCUCACAGUUGUCAGCAGUUCACACAAUGGUCCCAUAUCUUCAGUGAUCAUCAGCACCGCCAAGUGUGCACUUAAAAGGAGAUGCAUGUCAAGUAUGUUAAUAAGAUUAGAGCAGUAGGAGAAGUGUUUGUGGUGUUCUGUUUCUAAGAGAUGGCUCAUCAUUGAAGUGGUGGGAAGGGGGAGACCGUGGUGGAGAUGAAUGUCCCCUAUAAUCCAGCUUCUCAACACACGAGUUGAUGGUGGUUGUUUGUGAAAUUAUGGAGAAUUUUUCUCUUUAUUGCAGCAAAAUAAUGAAGAAAGCAUCUUUUCAUGCAAUCAGAAUUAGUAGUAUCAUGUAGUGAUUGACAAAUAUCAUUUUUUUCAGUGGCAGAUAAACAUCAUGCAGAUGUCCUGCUGUUUUUGUUUUUUUCCUGUUUUAGUUUUGUUUGUUUUUUGCAUUUGAUGAAAAAUAGUAACACCUAUGAUUUGAUGCACAUUAUAUUCUAAUAUACAUGGUUUUCUUACACAUUUUAGACAGAAUUUGAUGAUCUCAUGAAAUAGGAUCAGGGUUAUGGAUUAAGGCUAUGGAUUUAAAGGGAUAUUCUGGCAUAAAUUUAAGUUAUGGUGACAAGUCAAACACACUGUAACUCUGAGUUAGAUACAUUUUGCCAACUGCUAGCUUCUCUUGUUAUACCAACUUCAGCAACAACUGCAUGAUAGCAAUACACAGCGGCUGCUGCAGGAGAGUGGCUGGGUUGUGUUUGGUCUCUUUGCUAAAGAAAUCAGACAAAGCUAAAAAGAUGAUUGAUGGCUAUUAUUAUGGCUUAGGUGCUGUUCUGAGCAUUAUUUGUGGCAAUAGAGUGGCGUUUUGGUUGAGGUUUUUUGAGACGUAGACUGCUGUGUAUUGCUAUCGUGUGGUCGUUACUGAAAUUGGUAUGACAAGAGAAGCAAACAGCAGCAUUCAUCUCUCAAGGGGAUAUCUGACGCGGUGUUAAGGUGUAUUUGACCAUAACUUAAAUUUAUGCAGUAAUAUCCUUUUAAUGACUGAUAAGUGUGUCUGAAGCAGGGGUUGGUUGAUAUUGUUUUUUCAAGGCAAACAGCUCUCACUUCAGCAUAAACAGCUCAGAUCAAUCUGAAACAAAGGAAGUUGUGGCUGCUGCUUAGAUUGGUGUUGGACUGCUUUAUUCUCUGCAUGUGCAACAGGAGAACAAACUAUCAUAGGCAGCCACAGGAGGAGCAAGAGGAAAGGAGCAAGAGUGGUCAGGUGUGUUUUUCAGUGUGUGAAGAGGCGAGGGACAGGAUGAGCACGACAAGAGAGAGGCUGUAGCGCUAAGGGGCUUUCAGUAACAACAACAGUAAAAAAACACAGUUAUAAAAGCUUGAAAAGACUGAAUGAUUUGUUAGAUCUGCUCAAGUUGACCUUUUAAGUGCAGAUAAUUGAUCUGUCUGUAGUGUCAAGGGCGCUAGGCGAUGAACAGAAGUAAAAAUAAAUGCCACAGUAAAUGAAUUCAAAACGUACAAACUCUUGAAGAAAAGGUGUUUAAGUCAGCCGUGAAUGAUGAGAAGUCCAUCCUCUUCAACUAUCAAAACAUUUCGGGGAAUGUUUAAAGCCUGUGAGUCAUUAUCAGUCCUCUGCUGAGUCACGAUCCAUCACACACUGACCUCAAACAGCUUCUCCUCAUUUCCAGUAUACCCUGACACAGCCUCUGUAUAAUCUGACAGCUUAAUCCACUCAAUGAUUAUCAAAUUGUGGAGGGAUCAGGGGACAGUGACUCAGCCUUUGAAAUGAGAGAUUGCAAAUCAUGCAGAAAUAUAAUGCAUCGACUCACAUAUGGGCUGAUUGAGAAUGUGAACAGAGAGCACCAACAAACCGCUGCAGCAGCCGCUAGCAGGUCAACCCCAGAUUACAGUCAUCUGCACGCCACCUUCUCUCCAUAACGAGCCUUUGUUUUCUGUUGCUCUGCGGCACACGUGCAGGAAGACAACAGACAUCGUUUUAAGCCCGGGCUAAUUUUAGACGGACUUAUCUGCAGCUUUUCAGAAAUAUGUCAAUGCAAGCGUUCCAAAAGUGGUGGCAGCCCAACGAUCAUUUACGGGGGGGCGGUCAUUGAAAUAAUUUGGAUAGUUGCUCCAUAUUGUUUCCACCACACUUCGGAAGUGGAAUUAAUUUCACAUACUGUUGUUUCUGUUUGAUAUUUAGCUAAUUCCCAUGAGACCAUAUCUGCUUAACAAAUCACUGUUUGGAUUCUGUCAGUAAAUCGAAUCAUAAACAUCUUAAACUAGAUUUGUUCUAACAGUCAUCCCUAAGCUUGUUUAUUACUUUGCUCCAAUUUCCAGAUAAGCUGUUUUGAUGCAAAUUAAGUCGAGCAUAUGGGAAUAUAAAGGAGGAUGCUUGAUAAAUGAAUUAUGAAUGCUUUUCUUUUCAGAGGAAGAGAAACUCUACCUCCUGCUGUUAGUUUGAAAGUAAUUCAACAUUGUUUAUGCUUCAUUUUACUGUAAUCUGCUGAAGGUAUAUGUUCACAAUGUCUGAUCUUGGCUUUUCUCUUCCUCCCUCAGGCAGUGGCCCGUAAAAGCAAACGGUAAGUGAAGAAACUGCAUGGCCCAUUAAAAAGAUGAUUUCAUUCUUAUUCUCUUUGUGUUUAUCUGUUAUGCCCCAAAGUGUAUUAUAGCUAUGGAGAGGCGAAUGCAGCAGGAAUAAGGACCUUGUCAGUGAUUUGUCAAGGUUGAUAAACCUCACUAAAGCCUCAGCCAAACACAGCCGAGCCAGCCAGCUGUCUGAGGCAGACUGCCUGGUGGGAUCAAACAUAGUCAAACACACAGACACACACACACGCGCACAGUAACCGGCAGGUCCACGCCAGCCAAAAACCACAUUAAUAGGUAGCGGUGCCAUUUAGCACGUCUGCUCCAGCUUUCUUCCUCCAAAUUAGCACCGUGACCUCAGAGAGAAGCUCAGUGUCCGGAGAAAAUGUAAUGUCUGACGUGGCCUUGUGAAGUCUCACUCCAAUAAGAAUCAACAGAGAGUAAAAAUGAUCCAUUUCUGUGGGCAUCCUUUACUCAAAUUAUGACUGAUAAGGGUUGAAAACUGACAGCAAAGCUUUCAGGUUAGUGAUGGGAAGAACAGUUCUUUUGACUGUACUGAAUCUUUAGAAUCCGUUCAUUAAAAUGAUUCGGUCGAAAGAUUCGUCACUGAAUCAGUCAGUGCUUCGGAGCCCUGUGCUGUAAGGUGCAGUACACCAGUGAGUGACACAGCGGCGCUGAUCGGGAGUUCGUUCAUUGAACGAGCCCCUACCCUCCCACUGACGACACAGCGUCGUUCACUGGGUGACACAUCGUUCGUUCACUAAGUCGUGAAGGAAGAAUCAGUCCCCUGCCCUGGAAAACUCACCUCUCUGUGUGCCGCCGACAUGUGCAUCGUGACGUGAGAGAAACAACACAGCAGCAAGCAGCAUGCCUGCUAAACGAUCGCGAGUCGUUGUUCUUUUAUAUCGUGGAAAAGUGGAGAGACUCACAGUGAACAAACCGGUGCUUGGAAGUUCGUAAACGACGCUACCUCUGCCUGCCUCAAGUCGUUCGGAAGUCAUUCAUUUUAUUCACAGUCUGACUGAUACAUGUCGUUCAUUCGCUGUGAGCAAAUCACAAGACUCCGCCUGCCCGCCCCGCCCCGCUAGCUGGCUGGGUGGGUGUGUGUAGUUCGCCAAAGAGUCAAAGGCGGCAGUUCCACUCCCGACGAGCACACCACACUCCCGACUGAGGUCAACUAAACUGAGAAAGGAAAGAAUCAGGUCUUGGAGUGAUUCCGUUCAUGUUGUUCACUCAGCAGUUCUGUUCUUUUAAACAAAUCGUUCAUGAACGACACAACACUAUUUCACUUUCAAUUGAAUGUUCCGCAUAUAAACUUACGUGUCAUUUGGCUGAAGAAAAACAGGCAUGAGUGCUUGGUAAAUUUGAUAACUAUUUUAUAAAGCAGCUUUUAAAAUACAAAUUUACAUUGUGCUUUGAUAAACAAGAAGAUAACAAAACGCAGCAGGCAGCGAAAAAGAGUCCAAACAACAAAGCCAAAUACAGCAUGAACAAUAGGAGAGUGCAGUCAAGAUGAAGUUAAAUCACUGGAACAAAAGAUCCAGAAGAAGAAGCUUAAACAACACAGGGAGGGAGCAGAGGCAAAGGGGUAACAACAAUCAUAGGCAACAACAUGAAUCAAUAAAACAGAAAUAAAAGAAACAAAAAACAAAGAACUUAAGGAACUAAAAGCAUAAAAUGUUAAAAACAACAAAAGAAGAUAAAUACACCACAUCUUAGGAAAGUCUUUCAAGGAGAGUUUUAAGAAGUGAAAAGAAGAGAUUUCCCUCAUUCUGUAUGCCUUAUAUCUCCACAGGAGGGUACUUCUAAAGUACUUCCAAACCCUGAUGGCAAAAGCACAAUCUCAUUUACAGUCCUGGUGAUCUGAGGCUGCAGAUGUGUGAACAUAAAGCUGUCAGCGGUCCUGCAGUGUAGCUCGUAAUCAGACUCAGAAAGAAAAAGAUUAGUAAAAAUUGCAUCUAAAACUGACGAGAAGCCAGGACAGGAGUAAUAUGGUCUGAUUCCUUUUGUUAAGUCACACCCCUGAAUAUUUGCUGAUACAUUUUCAAGUAAUCCGUCUCUUUCUCUCUGCCCCAUAGAAAAAGAAACGCAGGAGCUGUCGAGUCCAGCGCAGGACAACUCUGUGUGUCCGUCCUGCUGUCAGUGGCUCCGGCCUGAUAACCAAAGGGUUAGACUGCGGCCUAAGCGGCGUCCGUCAGCUCGGGUGCAGAGCAUCCUGCGCAGGACAGCCAGAGGCAAACGUCUGAGUCUGACGCAGAGAAAGCUGCUGAGCCGUUUCCAACAGUCCUGCUCAGUGCUGGUAAGAAGACAUAACACUUCAACCCUCCAGACCUGGUUGUGUAUUGUUCUGCAGUGCAGCAUAGUGACCUUGCAGAGGAACAUCAGGUACCUGGUGUUAAACUAGAAUGAUGAAGAGAUCUUUAUAGCAUUUACGGUGAACACUCCUCUGAAAACUUUCCCUACACAGCGACCUAUACUGAGUUUAAGUAGUCUGGUGUUGACCUCUGACCUUUAAAAGAGACUAGACAAAAGAAUAUCUCAGGGGUAAUCAAAAAUGCAUCAUGUCAUAAUUUGCUCUUGAUAAGUUGUUCCCAGUUGCUGUUGGCAUUUGCACUGAUGAAGUCAUUUGUGUUCAUUUGAAGGAGAGUGCUUGGUUUCCCACAUCAUUACAGUCUGUACAGUGGUCCCAUUAAGCUUAACUGUACGAGAAGUGAUUCUGCCUGCUAGUGCCUUGUCAACACUCUCCCGCUCCCUCCCACAGUCCGCUGAAUUGUUAUAGUGCUACUUUUUCUCUCUCCUCGUAAUGGGUAGCAGCAGGCAGGGACAAAAUGGAAAGCUUAUUUUGGCGAGCACCCACCCACUCUGCUGAUAAGCUCAUUAAGGCGAGGAUGGCGGCAGCGGAGCUCCCUGCAUUAGGGUCAUUUUCCCCCGCUGCAUCCUAAAGCAGAAAGAGCUAGGAGAAAACCAUAGAGGAGCCCCUCUGGUGAUCUGACAUGAGUCUAAUGAAGAGCAGCUCUGGUGGAAAUGCUGCCUCAUUAAAAUGUGGUUGGGUCAUUUAGUAUGCGAGGAUUCACCGGUGAGGCUUCUACUUUCCGUGUCCUUUUUGUGUCCGUUGAGUCUGAGGGCAAAGAGGGAGACAGAAACAGAUGGAGAAAGGAGGAAUAAUAAAAGAAAGAGACUAACACAGGAGAGGGAUGGUGAAGAGAUAAGAAAGGUGAAGAGAAGAAGUCAAAAAGAAGAGACUGCACCCUGCAACAUUAUUUUGUAUGCUGCAGAGGUUGUGUGAGACAUCCUGACCAUGAGGACCUUGGUGAAGGACAGAUUCAGAACCUGAUAGGGAGGUCGAUUGAAUAUUUACAUCAAGAGAAGCUCUAAUUAAAUUGUUGUGGUCUAAAAUAGGAGAUUAUCUGAUUGCUGUAAGUAGCCGGGUAGAAUAAUGUUCCAUUACAAAGCUCUACAUCACAUUUACGUGGUGAUAAUGGUCAACUCUUUUGUCCAUUCCUCAGUUUGUCAUCACAUUGUGACAGUUAAUGUACCGACCAUGUUAACUCUUUAAUAAUGCUAUAAUGAAGUUCAUUCAGUAGGACUGGGCAAUUUGGCAAAAAAAAAAAUCACAAUAUCUUUUGUCAUCUCGUCCGAUCUCGAUUGAUAUCACUUUUGGUUUUUUUUUUAAACUGCCAGUUUUAAAGCAUCUGUACUAAAAACUAAAGAAACUAGAGAUUAGUUCAGCAUUUUAUUAACAUACAAAGUAAAUAACAAAACAAAUUGAAUAAGAUAAACUUAAAAAUUUUAAAAAAUAUAUAAAAACCAUUUUAACUCAACAGUACAACAAAUGUACACUCACCGGCCACUUUAUUAGGUACGCCAUGCUAGUAACGGGUUGGACCCCCUUUUGCCUUCAGAACUGCCUCAAUUCUUCGUGGCAUAGAUUCAACAAGGUGCUGGAAGCAUUCCUCAGAGAGCUUGGUCCAUAUUGACAUGAUGGCAUCACACAGUUGCCGCAGAUUUGUCGGCUGCACAUCCAUGAUGCGAAUCUCCCGUUCCACCACAUCCCAAAGAUGCUCUAUUGGAUUGAGAUCUGGUGACUGUGGAGGCCAUUUGAGUACGGUGAACUCAUUGUCAUGUUCAAGAAACCAGUCUGAGAUGAUUCCAGCUUUAUGACAUGGCGCAUUAUCCUGCUGAAAGUAGCCAUCAGAAGUUGGGUACAUUGUGGUCAUAAAGGGAUGGACAUGGUCAGCAACAAUACUCAGGUAGGCUGUGGCGUUGCAACGAUGCUCAAUUGGUACCAAGGGGCCCAAAGAGUGCCAAGAAAAUAUUCCCCACACCAUGACACCACCACCACCAGCCUGAACCGUUGAUACAAGGCAGGAUGGAUCCAUGCUUUCAUGUUGUUGACGCCAAAUUCUGACCCUACCAUCCGAAUGUCGCAACAGAAAUCGAGACUCAUCAGACCAGGCAACGUUUUUCCAAUCUUCUAUUGUCCAAUUUCAAUGAGCUUGUGCAAAUUAUAGCCUCAGUUUCCUGUUCUUAGCUGAAAGGAGUGGCACCCGGUGUGGUCUUCUGCUGCUGUAGCCCAUCUGCCUCAAAGUUCGACGUACUGUGCGUUCAGAGAUGCUCUUCUGCCUACCUUGGUUGUAACGGGUGGUUAUUUGAGUCACUGUUGCCUUUCUAUCAGCUCGAACCAGUCUGGCCAUUCUCCUCUGACCUCUGACAUCAACAAGGCAUUUCCGCCCAAAGAACUGCCGCUCACUGGAUAUUUUUUCUUUUUCGGACCAUUCUCUGUAAACCCUAGAGAUGGUUGUGCGUGAAAAUCCCAGUAGAUCAGCAGUAUCUGAAAUACUCAGACCAGCCCUUCUGGCACCAACAACCAUGCCACGUUCAAAGUCACUCAAAUCACCUUUCUUCCCCAUACUGAUGCUCGGUUUGAACUGCAGGAGAUUGUCUUGACCAUGUCUACAUGCCUAAAUGCACUAAGUUGCCGCCAUGUGAUUGGCUGAUUAGAAAUUAAGUGUUAACGAGCAGUUGGACAGGUGUACCUAAUAAAGUGGCCGGUGAGUGUAGAUAAAUACUAGAUAAUACAAUGAACUAAUUUACAGUCCUGAGUGUUUUAGCAGGUUUGCAAGACCCAAAAUAAACAAAUCGCCCCCUCAGGGAUAAUGAAGACACCUUCAAAUGUAAACAUCAGAUGAUGUAAACGUAGGUGAUAUGAUUGAUUGCUGCUUUGGUCUGUUGGCUGCACCCGUAGUUGUGGCUAAACUGCUAAUGCUACUAGUGCCGUCAACAGUGACAGGCUGUGCAAACUCUGCUCGCAUUUUCAUGCUUUCCACAUAAUCACUCAGUACUUCUUCAAACGAUUAAACAGAUCUGUUGUGUUGCCAGUUUUUGAGGGCACCAACCACCGACAUACCUUGCACAUCAGCUUAAUUGCUCGAUGUCACUUUGGAGAUACCCACCGAUGCUGAAUAACUUUUCUUCUCAACAAUGGCAUCUUUGGAGGAUGACUCAAAGUCAUGGCUGACAUCCAUUUUGCUGCCCCCAGCUCUGCGUUUAGCUCCAUGUUUGGUCAUUCUGUUUACUUCUCUAACAACAUACAGAAGUAAGCAGGAAGAGGUGGACUCUGAUUGGCUGUUGUCACGCACAUUUCUGAUUUGUUUGAUCAAGUAAAUAUGCUCACAGCUGAACACCGUGAUCAAACUGAAAUUUAUCACCAUCAUAUAAUCUCCCAGUCCAAAUCAGCAGCUGUGUAAUGUUUGUAAUCCAUACUGUUGUAAAAGUCUGCAGACAGCAGGAGGUGCAAUGAGUCCCCACCACAGUAAUGGCCUCUAUUCAAGCCUCUUACUGGAUCUGUUUAUACCCUGAGGCCUUCGCCAUGACUGUGCACUUAUCUUCUGACUCAUUUGUCAACACUGUUUAGGUCUACUUGGAGAGUGUUGAUGCUUGUUUGUCACGAGACUACCUCGUAAAGCAAUACACCCCAAGCCGGCCCUCAGAGGUAUUUUUACCCCCAGUUUCAUGGUCACUUGCCUCUCAUUUACUGAAGUUCAAGGGGCAUCAGUGGGGCGAUAGAGUGAGGAUCCCUUGAAAUGAAGAGUCGUGAAGGGAGGGCAUAAGAAGAGGAAUGCAGACUGGUUUUCUCUGCUUCUGUGGCUCCAUACCGAUGAGAGAGACUUUGCAUGCAUGGAUAAAAAGAUUAGCGCUAACCGCUCUCCUCUGCAAAAACAGAGACAUGGGGUCGUAGUUAGGAUGAUGGGACAGUCAGAAGUACUAUGGUGAAUGUUUUAAGUUGCAUAUCAAAGGACGCUGCUUUCAAUCUCGACUUUAGAUGACCUGAUUGAGCUUGCACCCUGAAUUUGUUUUCGUUCAUGGUUUAUUUCAUUGUGACAGGGUUGAGUGGUUAUACUUGCAUACACAGUGUUCUGCUUUUCUUACCGUUAGUCACAUCGCAGCAAUAGACAGAAGCGCAGGAUUACUUGGAGAGCUAAUCAAAACACAACACUGUAUAAAUUCACUGUCCUGUUUGUGUGCAGGUUGAGACAGACAUUUCUUCAAAACAAGGUGUGAGUUUUUACAGACGCAGAUCAACAUGACUGCUUAGUUCUCAGCACUCAUACAAAUGUCAAAACAGUUCUGGGAUAUUUCUCCAGAAGAGAGUUGUUGUGAAACCCUUGAAGUUAUCUGUUACUUGGAAUACAUUUUUUUUUCUCCUGGCCAAAAUUUACCGUUACACUUUCUGUUGUUUCCCACACAGUAUAUAGCUUACAUAAAUACUUCGAUAUUUAUCCAGUAUAACAUUCUAUGGCUUAGGCAAUCGUAAGCCCUCAAGACAUACAGGCCUCUGUCUCUCCAAAAGUCAAGACAUCAGACAGAAACCUAAAGAUGCAUAUUCACACUCUCACACAUGGUCAUGUGCAGUAUUUAUACUCUGGGGUGUAAAUCCCUUGUCAUUUCACUCCCUUCAGGAUGUAUGUUUGUCCUCUCCUCAGCUUGGUGGUACAGUGUCUUAGACGCUUUAUAAAUCAGGUGUGUUUAUGCACGCUGGAAAGGUUAUCCGGCAGUGGAUAUGGAAAUAGGUUGUUGGAUUGUCGCCUUGCAAUACAAGCAAAGACCCUAAAUGGAGCGGAGAGUAGUGCAAACUCCCACGUACGUCUCACUCUGCUCUCCCUAUUUGAGCAAACAUUUUUACUUCCCUGCGGAGUUGUUUCAAGAAAUAGUUUCAGGUUUGCUUUCAUUCAUACUGUUCUAGGGGUUCAGCUUAAACUCUGGUGCCCAACUUCAGUUUAAUGGAGGAAAAAUGGAUUAUAUCGUGUUAUUUUCUUGAAUGGUCAUCUUAAAGCCCUGACUUUAAUGUAAUAAAGAUAAAGUGGAGUAAAAUGAAACACUGCAAAGGAAGAAAGACCACAGUCCUAUCUGAGUAAGGAUUUUUAGGGGUGAAAGGGAGCCAACAUUUUGGCAAAGCAUUGUGAGAAACUUUUGGAAGGUUACCUAAACUCAAGACAAGACAAGUACUUGAACAUAAUUUCAAUCAAUAUGUACUGGGGAGGAAAAAAAAUGACUAAGAAACAAUCUGCUUCAUUUCUCCAGACCAGAGGCUGCCACUUGAUUCUUCCUCCUAACUUGGGAGAUAUCCGAACUAUACCCAAAGCUUAAUGAUGUUUUAGACUGUGUACUACUAAAUGCUCAGUGAUUUUGGUAAAACACAAAUUGUUAGUAUUCAGCCAUUCAUGUGGGUGAUAAGCCAGCUGUUCAGUGACCAAAUACACAGACGUGGAUGGACGCAGUUCUGGAUAAACGGCACAUAUCACAAUAUGGGGUUAGUGCCGUGGUUAUUGGGGACGGGCCAGGCCCCCUGUGGUCCACCCAGAGCAACAGUUGUGAAAAUGAUAUAUUUUAGAGAUAAAAUAACAUUGUAUCUCUGAAAUUUAUAUAUUAUUAUUUGCAAACACAGCACUUGCACAUCAGCUCCAUCUCUCCAGACCAGAGGCUGCCACUUGGGUGUUCCUCCUAACUUGGGAGACAUCCGAAUUGUACCUGAAGCUUAAUGAUGUUUUAGACUGUUUAACAAAACUACUGAAUGCUCAGUGAUUUUGGUAAAACACAAAGUCUUAGUAUGCAUCCAUUCAUGUGGGUGAAUACUAAUCUUCUCAUCCCUAAUGUACAUCUUUGGUAGUGUCUGGAAUGAGUUUGAAAACAUUUGCACAUUAGAUGUCAAGAGAAAUCCAUUGUUGUGUGGCUUUAGUAGAAACCAAACAGACUAAAUGCAGGAAUUGUAUUGAUCUUGAUGAAAAGCUGUGUAUUUAAAUAUGCAGCCCUCACUUAAGCUCUUCAGGAGGACUGUUUUUUUUCCAAGAAGGUUGAAUAGAAAACCAUGAACCGGAUAUGUAGUUGAAAAACUGUUGUCUGAAAACAACUUUAUUUUCAAGAUAAAGGAUGAAGCAGGCAGAAAAACCAAAGUGUCAGAACAUAAGUGGUUGAUAAAUCUUUCCUUUUCCCAGAAGAGCCAUUUCCCCUGACGUGACUCCAACCGCUCCUUGUUGAUUUAUGCCAUCACCUAUAACCACCUCUCAUCCGCAAUCCUUCAGUUUUUUCCUCCCUCACCUCAUAUCAUCUACCUGACCACCCCCUGUGCCCUGCAUUAUCCUCCCCUCUCUUCCUUUCAUUCCUGGCCAUCUCUCCCACCACAUCCCUCUGUCAUAGUUAUCCUCACUGGAGUAAUGCCUCUGCAGAAAAAGCCUCUCGGGAGAUGACAGGAAACAGUAGACAGCCAGGGCUACAUGUUUCAGGGUUUGCUGUCUCUCUCAGGGCACAGAGGAAAGCCCCGCCGAGGGUUGUGACACCUCGUGGGUGAGCGGUGAGUGACAGAGUGACAAGAGGGGAUUGUGUUUGGCAGCAACAGUAGCGGUGGCCUUCAGCGCUAUAGAUAUAAACAGGGGACUCGGUGGGAAGUGGAAACACUCACUCAUGUCUCACGUGUAUAUGGCUUCAACAAAGGGCUCAGGGAAGUAUUUUAAGCACACUAACACAUACACACACGUACAGUAGCAGCAGUCAUGGCAGGUCAAAACCAGCUGGGUCUGUGACUGACACCUUCUGGAGACCCUAACAAGACUAUACACACAAGGAAACUGGAAUUAAUUUUUCAACAUAAGUACCCUGGCAUAGGACCAGGGACUGUUUUCAACCUGUACCAUGAACCUGAUGCUGCAUCAUAAUAACAAAGUAUCAUCUCUCAAUUAGCCCCAAUACCUCCUCCCCUCGCCACUAUUAAAAGCCACUCCGGAACUUGGCAGUCACGGUUCAGCUUUGGAUCCUCCUCAUCAUGUAUGCACAUACAUCGCUCCUGUAAUGGAUCCUGUCAGCAUUAGGACAUUGCGUUGCAUUCAGGACAUUAGUUUGUUUUAAAGCCACAUAUGCGUUCCAAGUUAACUCUUGAUCUGUCCCGAACCUGCGCUGCCAGGAUCAUCACACGGCCAGUUUACAAAAAAACAGAUUCUUUUUUCUCUGUGCAUUAUGAGAAAUAUAAAGUAUAAAAAAUAAGAACUACAGCAGCUCUCUCACUGACAAGACACUGAAGAGUGAGUUUUGGCUAUGAAUAAUACAGAUAUUGAAGAAUCUUCACACCAAGAUAUUACUCUUCCAGUUUUUCAGGGCCGGAGUCUGUCUUUACUCACAGUACAGAGUUUGUGAGUCUCUUGCCUGCAUACUUAAAAAGAACAUCAAAAUCUGAAAGAAACCAUCAAUCCAGACAUUUAAAUUAGGGCUUUACGAUUGAUCGAUUUUAAAUUGUAAACGGAUUAUUUGAUCAUGACGAUGUUAAAAAAAAAAAUAAUUAUCUAUCAUGUCUCGCGCCUCCAGGCAAUCAUAGACUCCCCCUUCCUGAGGGAGUGCUCCCCAGUUCCCACGCACACCAGUGUAAACAAACAUGACGUUUGCAAAAGAAGGUGAUAACUUUGUGGCUAAAUAGGGCAAGAGCAAGUCAGUUGUGUGGAAGUGGUACGGCUUCGCAGUUUGGGAUCAAGAGUAAAACAACUCCCCGCUGCAAAGUCUGUCUAAAGGCGGUUUCAACCCGUCCACUCAGAAACAACUUCAGGAGUUCAUGCAAAAGUUUUUUGUUGUAUUGGCAUUUCAUCCACAUGGAAACAGCGUUUUGGGUGUAAACUGUUCUAUUUGAAAAUGGGUCAGAAAGUGCAUGAAUUCAUAAACGACUACCAUUUCAUCUCUGUAUGGAUGUCUAUUUGCAUCUCUUUUGAAACGAUUAUGUGACACACAGCAUAACUCUUUUAUGGCGCCUGUGCAUGCUCUAUACUCUUCUUCUGUCUUUUGUGCAUUUCCUCGGGACUGUUGCAGCGCCACUUACUGGCUUGACAUAUGCACUACAUCGUUUUCAGUGGUUUCGUUUUGAGAGAUGAUAAAAAAAACUUAUUAUUGAAGUGAAGUUUGGUGAAGUUGUCACUGAGUAAAAAAUCUAAAUCAAGCAUCAAGUUUUCAGUGAGAAAAAUCAGGAUUUUAUUUUUGGCCAAAAUCGUGCAGCCCUAAUUUGAAUCUAUGUGUUUGAUUUUUCAUUGGUAUGAAGCCAGAUAUCAGUAAUAGCCAUCUUAAAAAUGUAGGUAGUGUGCUAUCAGCUCAUCUGAGUAAUUUCUCAGAGCAACCAGCAGCUCUCUCAGGUUGAUCUUCAAUGAGGAUACAGUGCCUGUAGCUACAGAUCAGCGACAGAAGUUACUGGUUUAACAGUGUUAAAUAAACUGAAUGGAGACGGUGUUUUACCCCUCAUGUGAUCAUGCACGUGUUUAGGCCUCAUCAUGAUACUCAAGACACCUCAGUCAAUAGUGUUUGCUAUAUUUUCCACCAUAGAACGUUUCAUUUUGUACUCUCAGGUAUCAUAAUUGCACAAUACACCAGAAUAUGAAGCAGGGAAAGAUCUGUAGAUUUACUGCACACCAUGAUGUCACAUCCUGGAUAAAGUUUCCACAGAUAUUAUCUUAAGAAUGUGAAGAAGUAUUCACUCUCACAGCUUAUCUCAUUUUCUUAUCUGCUCUCUCUCUCUUCCACAGGGAGAUAUGUCUGAUUAAACGGGCCUCAGAAGUUCAUUAACAUUUAAAACCUCAUAAAUAAUUCACAAAAACACAUAACCCCGAGCACCGAGAAUGACUAAUUUUCUUUUAAAUAAUUUGGCUGACUGGAUAAAUCCUACUUGUUGAGCUCCGCUGGAGAAAUCAUGGCAUUGUUCUGGCUUUGCUGCUGCUGUUUGUUUCCACUCAGACCUGCUGGUGUGAUGCUGGAGAAAACGUGACCUUUUAUCAACACAAAGAGAGACAGAGAGAAAACAGACAAACAGUUAAGACAUCAUUUUAAAACGCCAGUGGGUAGCCAUCCUGCAUUCAGAUCAGGUGUCUGUGUGUGCGUAUUUAGCGGGCAGCCUGCCUCCAGACAGUGUGACUAAGUGGCUGCCUGCACCAUCACAGCUUGCCUCCUAUUGAUCCCCCCUGACUGCUCUUCUGCUUUGGGCUGCAUUGUGUUGUAUUGAUGUCUUCUCAAAUGACUUUCACACACAUUACACGUGGAUAUUUUGCACGUAUGACUGCGCAGACAUUUUUGGAAACCCUGUCACACAGUCAACACUCCCAGACCAUUGUCGCUGCCCCUGAUUCAAUUAAAAGCCUCUUAUAGGCACUUAAUUGUGCCACUCAUUCUGUCACAGGGCUCCUCUUGCUCCUCUUGGGUGGUAUCGUACUGCAGAGGUCAAGUUAAUCAACCCGGCCUGACCUCUGGCACUGCAGAGGAAGACAGGAAGGGAGGUAUUUGUGGAGCAGGGGCUAAUAAUAGAAGAAAGGGUCCAUUUGCAGGAUUGAUUUAUGUGGUUUUGUACGCGCUUGUGUGUCUGCACAUGUGCACCAUUUUUCUAUGUAACAUCCAUUUUCUCUACUUCUCUGUGCCAGUGCAACAUCUGUGUAAUUACUCACAGGUGUGCACGCUGCAUUGCCAUAAAAAUGCUCUAAUACACAUAAAGGUCCUGCAGGUGUAGAGAUCUAUUUCAUGAUGAGGAUGACGCUUACUCACACAAGUGUUUAUCCUGCAAUCUUAGUUUGUCACAGUUAUGAGUCAUGCCACAACAACCUGAAAACACUUCAGUUACAAGAAACAAAGCUGCAAAAUCUCACGGAUUACUGCUCCAUUUGUGGGUUAGUUUUCCUCUUUAUCAUUAGCUCUGUGCACUUAGGAUGCAUGCCCGUAAAAUCAUAAAUAACAGAGUGAUUUACUGUUGGAGAAUUGGCAAGCCGUGACUCUCUUUAAAGCCUUCACCAAUGAGAGUUAUAGCUAAGACCUGCUUAUCUGUGCAAUAAAGAGGACUUAUUCCUCUUAUGUGGGCUGUCAGUGAGGUAUAUUUGAUUCUCCGCUCUCUUAUUAUGAUUUAAAGGAUGAAGGACAGGUGCUGACGUUCCCUACUCUGUGCGGUGAGGCCAGAGCUGAACAGCUGGGGUAUAUGAGUACAGGAUCAAGGUGAAGUGUGGCUGUGGCCGUAGCUGUCUGUGUCUGUUUUGGUUUCAUGUUUAACACCUAGACAAGCACGCAGAGAGUGUCAGACAGCUAUUUUUUCAACCAGGAAAAAAAUAUCACAAUCAAAUCAUUAGUCAAUCACAAAACAUUACACACCCACGCAAUCGCUCAGCCCAAGGGAACUUCUGCAGAUAGUUGAGCCAUUAAGCACUUUUUUAAAAACCUAUUUUUUAAUUAAAAGUUUCGUUUCAUUUGGAUUUAUUCUGUGUACAUUGGCUGGCACAGUGUGUUUUGUUUUACAAGCUGGUUAGAGGGAGUGUCGGCUUUUCUACUGUGCACUUUCAAACUCAAUCAUGCUUCUUUUUUUCCAACCACAGGGUGAACCUCGUGUUUCAAUAGAAAUUUAAAUCUGUGCAAAAACUAAUCAUCCAGCUGUGUGUACUUCCUGAUAAACCCUCCGAAAUGUCACCCUCUCCAUAUGCUGCAUCUGCCAGUGUGUAGCUUUGUCUACUGUCGGGGUCAACAGCCCAAGAAGCAAAUCCCUCUGUGGCCCUUUCUCACGUGCGCUUCUCCCAAGUACAUACACUACAUGUUUAAGGAUUAGUGUAAAUUAGACGGGUACACGUGAUUGGUGGUAUCGAAUUUCAGGUUAUUGUGACUGGAAGACGCUGCAGCAACUGUUGUGGUGUCGAGUCUUAAUAACCUUGAUGUUUUGUAGCGGACAGUGGCACUUAAAUAUGUCUGAGAAAUGUCUCCACGAUUUUUCCUGCACUUAUUCUCUUUAUUUAGAGUCGGUCAUGUCGGUUCUUCAAUGCAGGCCGGCUGGAGGAAAGUGGGGCUACUCGUGUUAACCAGAGGACACAAGGAUAAAGACAUGAUGAGUUUACUGUAGCUGUAAACAUCCAUCCACAGCCAGCUGUCUCUCUGUGUGUCAUUCACUCCAGUGUGAGGGUUUUUUUUUAUCCUCUGCAAUAAUUGGAUAGUCGUCUGAACUCAUUAAAAUCUAGGCUGUGAACUGAAUGCCUGCCUCCCUCAUCACUUACAGUAUGUGUUACAGCAGCACUAUUUAAGGCUCAGGAACAGGAAGUCUUUGUUUUUGAGCGUUCACAGACGCUGUCUGCUUGGAUGUGAUCUAAAGGAAAGUUUUCAUCAAGGAAAUUGAAGUAAACGGUGAUGAAAGGGUGUUUAAUCAGUGGCAAAACUGAAAUUUUAUUAGACUCCUCAUAACAGUCAUUUGCAAUCAGACUUGAGAGGGUUUUAGUCAUUAUUGUUAUUAAAUACGACUUUACUCAAACAAACUCACACUAAGUCUGCCAGCUAACUUUUAAAGUUUAUAAGAGCUUUCAAGGGAUAUUCCAUCAUAAAUUUAAGUUAUGGUCAAACACACCGUACACCGAGUUAGACACCUCCUCGCGAGAUAAAUGUUGCCGAUGCUUGCCUCUUUUAGUUAUACCAAUUUUAGCAACAACUGUACAAUAGCAAUACACAGGUCUAUGUCUCCACGCACAAACCUCAACCUCAACCAGCCCUGACAAGUCGAUCGCAGUGUGCAGCGGCGUUUCGCAGCUCAAGGAAGAAAAUUUAUGAUGAUUACUCAUAAAAUGCAAUCAGACCAAGAGCUAAGGCAGAAGAACUACCGCAUCAGCAAAAUGAUUAUGAUGAUCAUUACUUGAUUGAAAUGAUCCGCUGCACUCAGUGAUCGACUCGUCAGGGCUCCCCAACAAGCAAGCGGCUGCUGGAGGAGAGUGGGUGAGUUGUUUUUAGUCUCUUUGCUAAAGAAACUAGGCAAAGUUAAAAAGAUGUUUGAUGGCUGGUACUGUGGCUGGGACCCUAUAUGUACUGUUGAUGAAAUUAGGUGCUGUUCUGAGUGUUAUUCAUGGCUAUAGAGUGGCUUUUUGGUUGAGGUGUGCACGUGGAGACGUAGACCACUGUGUAUUGCUAUCAUGUGGUCAUUACUAAAGUUGGUAUAACAAGAGGAGCAAGCAGUCGGCAACAUUCAUCUCUAGAGGGGGUGUCUAACUCUGUGUUAUGGUGUGUUUGACACGAAUUUUAAUUUACGUUGGGAUAUCUUUUUAAGCUCCAAUCACUCAGUCAUGCCUAUUUGCCUUCUGUAACACCAGCAUGAUCAGACCUUAACUGACAAAGCCCAUAACUGUCUCCUGGUACAGGCUUUUUGUAAUGACAACUGCAACUCCUUACUGGCAAACCUCCCUGCACUCACAUUCAAACCCCUUUCGAUGAUCCACAAUGCAUCAGCCCAUGUGGUCUUCAACCAACCCAAAACAGCACAUCACUCCUCUGUUCAUUUCUCUUCACUGGCUUCCAGUCACAUCAUGUUCCAGUCCCUACUUCUCCCCUUCCUCUACCACAAAGAGAGUUUUACCAGGUCUUAGUAUUUAUUUCUGCAUUUCUUUUGGCUGAAAACUCAGAUAGAUGCUCAAAGACAGCGUGUUCCUUCAUGAUAUAUAUAUUUAAACAGUGUCAUAAUCCCCCCCUAGCUUUAUUCUUUUAUUGUUAAAACUUUUUGUUCCAGCUUUAUCUGCUUCAUCAGUACAGCCCAUUCAAGUUAAGACUCCUACAAUGCAACGAUUGUAAUCAUUCUCAGUUCAGACUUUCCAAAUUUGCAGGACUGCCGACUGUCUUGAACCUACGGAGAGAUAAUGAGCUUCAUGAAAAGGUUUCUACUGUUGAAAGCUUUUUAUUCAUUGCGAGGCAUUAUUACUGAAAUAGAGCCAUGUCUUUUUAGGAGACAGAAAGGAGCUAGUUAUAAACUAUAAAAAUAGCUGAAACAAAUCAUGAAAAGUGAUUCACUGCUGACAGGGAUAGAUGUCAAACCAAGUGAUUAAAGGCUCUCGCAUUCUGGGGGGUGGGGGUAUCCAGGCUCAGCUACUUAUGUCAUGAAAUCUAAGAGAUUAUUUGCUGCUUCUUCAUCUUCCAAGAUCAAGAGUUGAUCAUCACCCAAAAACACACACACAAACACACAACAUGAUCUCUAACUUAAAGGACAUACUUAAAGAUCUGUACUAAAAAGCAUUCUCUGAAAAGUCCAGAAACUGUUAUCUAGAAACUUUAAACUUGUCAUAAAAUAGUCAUUAAAAAGGCCGAUGAGCAGUGACAGAAGUCUGAUCCUAUGAAGUUCCAAUAUACCGACGGUUUUCAGACAUGCCAUAGCACACUUAAACUCCGCUCUAUUCAAGGCUGUUAUGAAAAUCAAAGCUGCAUAUCAGCCCAUGAGUUCAGGAUCUCUUCAGUGACAUCCUGACAAAUAGAAGAAAAAAACUUGAAAUAAUAACAAUCAAAGUUGUGGCCUCUUCAAAGUUUAGAUUUUUUUCCAACAUUUUAUCCCUCUGGGUGUCAAAGAUGCAUCCAGAUGAGUCUAGUUUGUGUUUGCAGCAGAUUGUUUGACCCUGUUUGACAGGCAAUUGGUCAGGCCUCCCAUGAGCCCCACCCCUCUGCACAGAUGGGUGGGUCAGCUGCUUGGCUUGUAUAAAGCUGGACUCACAGGCUGCUGUAGUAAACACUCCACGCGAGGCUCACUUAGAGACAAGAACUUUGAACCUGUGGUGCUACGAAACCCAACCCUCACCAACAGACAGACAGACAGACACCUGUCAGAAUCUGAAAUGGCUACCUUCGUGUCGGUGAGUUUUCCAUUUCAUCAUCAGUCAUAACUCUCGACAGCUUAGCUCAGACUUGCUAACCUCUGAAGUUGUGGUCUGUUCUGACCAGUUUGAACCUUGUGCAACUCUGGAUGGCUUAAUGGGUUUAAGUUACUGAAGAAGAAUCCUUAACUAACACUUAAUGGCACUUUUGGCUGCACUUUUUACAGUUUAGAAAGUUUCCUCCAGAGAGGAAAGUUUAACCACUUUACUAUUAGAGUGACUAUUAGAGUUGGUUUAAUCUUCUCAGCCCUGAAAUUAAAUAAAUAAGCUGCUCCUUGUAGCUUCGGGUCAGCUCUUCAUUGGGAUAAUGUGAUUGUCUCUAGAUUGUUUUGUGUACUUCAGCUGAUGGUGUUGUCUUUGAUUGUGAAUACUUGGCAGAAAGUCAGUGAGAGUGCAGGCCAAAUGUUGUUGAUUUAUAAGAUUGAUUUUUGCAAAUACCACAGCAGUAAAGCGUUUUUCUCAUCUGUUCUAGGACCAGCAAUAACACCCAAGUGUUGAAACAGGAUUUGCGCUUCAUUUAGCUCUUAUUGAUUUGUUGGUCAUGAUUCACUCUAUGUAAACCCUCUGACACACAUGUACUGCAGUUUCUCCUACUCUCAGUCUAGUUAAAUGCACUUUAACUUGUUCACUGGCACACAUGACAACCGCAGACAGGAGUUUUGGAUGCCAUGUGUUGUCUUGAAUCAUGUGGAUCCAGUGAAAUGGCAGUCAGGUCUCAUAACUCUUGCAAGUGUGCAUACUUUGCCUAAUAUAGGAUCUUAUGUAAUCUUGGCCUGGAAAGUGUCUGUAAUUUGUUUGAAAGUCAAGUACAAACUCCUAAAAGUGUCGCCUCAUUAUGAUUAACAAGGUUUUAUUGUAGCAGCAGAAGUAGAUGCAGUGGUUGUUGUGUCCUUAAACUGAUCAAACUGCAUGGCAACAGUCCUCUCUUGCUCUCCUAGAGGCUGUUUCCCAAUAAUUCUGCGUUUACUAAUUCAGUUAUUUUCUUACAUGUACAAACUUAAGGGGGAAUUAGUAGUAGCCUUGUUUUUAUUAUUUAUUUUUGUUUCCUGGACCUCUUUGUGAACUUUUCCUCGGAGGUACAUGGAUCUGCGUCACCAUGGGCACACGAGCACCUCUCAUUACAGCCCAUUUGCCCUCCACAUAGGUGUGUAAUCCUGCUCUCUGCACUCCUCGGGUGAUUUCAUCAUCCCAAUCGAUGUGCAGACUGAGUCAAAACAAACUCCUGGAUGUCCCAGAGGAAGACUGACAGCUGGGUCACGUCCCUGAAAUAUAACCCAAUCAAAUAGACAUAUUUUUUAUUUGUAGAACCCGCUGAAUAUUUCUGAGACAAAUCCCCAUGUAAACGGCUCGUGCGCUCUACCUGGAAACCUUAUUAUGUAUGAGAGAAUAAUAGAAGCAGGCCAUGCAGAAUUAAUGAAUCUGUUCCUCUUCUCAUCCCAGAUGGCCACUUGCCACACUUGCAACACGACAUCCAGACACAGAGGCAUACAUAGGGAGUUCAUCCCUAACUUCUCCAAGACCCACAGUACACCAGGGAGCGCUGGCAAAUACAAGACUCCUCAGUCGACCGGCAGAAGCAACACGAACACCCCGAAGACGCCCGGGAAAGACAAGACACCUGUUCAUACACCAAGGUGAGUUAUUUAAAGGUGGCUUUAUUUAUAUCCUCCUGAGCUAAAAUUUAAGAUACAACUUUCCUUGACUAAAUUUGGGAGGCGACACAGAAAUCUGAGAGGAUACGGUGUCAGGCAUGUUAGCAUAUGAAUGAUUUAGUUUCUAUUUAUUCAGCAUAAGAUGAACUGCAACCAGCCGGAGGUAGAGCCAGAUCAUGUGGAUGCUGAAAGCUCACUUGUAACUAUUCCUGCCAGCCAAAAAAAUAUGCUGUAACUCGAUUCUAACUCAUAUCCAUCUUUCUUUUUCCCCUUGUUUUUUUUCCGUCAGGUCCUCCAUCUCCUCCAACACUUCAGGCUCGAGCUCAUCAUCCUCCAAACCUGCUUCCAAACCAAAAAACUGGGUCGUCCAGCGUCUCAGUAAGAUCCUCAUGCGAGAAGACAACCCGGGGGGCAAAAAAGGGGGUUUAAAAGAUUUCCUCUCCUCACUUUGA
Xyrichtys novacula (pearly razorfish) is the source of this 27957-nucleotide messenger RNA. The record is from the annotation of a GenBank genome assembly. Lineage: Eukaryota; Metazoa; Chordata; Actinopteri; Labriformes; Labridae.